AUGCUCAUCUUGGGCGCAACCGGCCCAGCAGGCGUUUGUUUGCUGCGCGAGAACCUCUUCCGCAAACAUGCUACUAUCGCCUACGUGCGCAGUAGAAGGCCAGAUGGAAAUACAGACAAGCUCAGUCUCGUCGUUUCAAGGGCUACAGUUAUUAUUUCCCCUCUGGGACCGACCGGAAAGACUAUAGAGGAGUAUCCAUACCCGGGCUAUUACUCGACCAUUAUUCCGUUGGUGCGCCAGCACUCGGUCAAGCGCAUCCUCGUCUUGGCCACCGUGUCCGUCGAAGACAGCGACGAUAAGUCCUCCUUCGUGCGUUGCGCUUUGGUGACGGGCGUCAAAUACAGGUUCGCGGCAGCCUAUUGCACCAAUGUGGCCAUAGCAAAGGUAUUCCGGGAGACUGCCGAGGGUGUCAACUGGACAGUCUUCCGCGUCGGCAUGGUUCAGGGCGAGCAUGACGAGGGGAGCUGGCGGAAUGACAGGCAGGGUGUCGUCUUCGCGGGAUCGGUCGGCGAGCCUGGCUAG
Molecule: messenger RNA, 522 nt
Organism: Verticillium alfalfae VaMs.102
Lineage: Eukaryota; Fungi; Ascomycota; Sordariomycetes; Glomerellales; Plectosphaerellaceae
Exons: 2
Coding region: 1-522 (173 amino acids)
Source: RefSeq, a predicted model, not a curated record